AUGCUGGAAGGCAAGGCAGUCAUCAGCGAGACCGACAUGCUGCAGACCAUGCAGCAGCACGCCCUCCAUGUCACUGCCAAGGCCCUCGAUGCCUUUGAUAUUACCGACUCCACCAACAUUGCCUGCUACAUCAAGAAGGAAUUUGAUCAGGCAUAUGGGCCGGGGUGGCAAUGCAUUGUGGGGACAGAUUUUGGAUCCUUCGUCACACACUGCUGCGGGUGCUUCAUCUACUUCUGCAUUGGCAGCUUGGCGAUCAUGCUCUUUAAGGGCGUGGCUCUGGGUCCCGAGGCCAAUAUGGGUCCAUUCCACGCUAUGGAGGCAGUGGAGGCCUGA
This is a messenger RNA of Magnolia sinica, 333 nucleotides long. Its product is annotated as dynein light chain 1, cytoplasmic-like. Gene Ontology annotation, cellular component: dynein complex. Bases 1 to 333 code for a protein of 110 amino acids. The transcript is spliced from 2 exons. Gene Ontology annotation, molecular function: dynein intermediate chain binding; dynein light intermediate chain binding. Lineage: Eukaryota; Viridiplantae; Streptophyta; Magnoliopsida; Magnoliales; Magnoliaceae. Gene Ontology annotation, biological process: microtubule-based process. The record is from RefSeq and is a predicted model, not a curated record.